CUCUCAGCAAUCUUCUUUAAAAUCGAGGGAACUUCCCUACGUAAACGCAGAAGACGACGACCUCGGAAACGCUAAAAACUCUGAUCCUAGAAAAAGCUAAAAGAAAAUAAGAGAGAUCGGAGAAUAAGAAAUGAUGAGCUGUAUGUGUUGUAGCAGGUAUGUGAUUGUGCCGAAACCAAUCCAAAAUAAGACCUUCGAGUCGCCGAAUGGUGUUCGGGUGAUUGUACCUCGUGGUACAACGGCCACUACUGCGAGGUCCACGAAUUCUAGGGUUUGUGCUGUUCGGGCUUCACUGGUGGACUCGUACGAAAGCUCCUUCAAUUUCGCCAGCCGCAUGGAGAAAGCCUGGUUAAUCUCUCAGCAACCAAGGCCAGUUGUUUGUUCUUCUUGCAACUCAAAUGGGCAUGUUGAAUGCAAAUGGUGUCGGGGUACAGGCUUCUUUAUUCUUGGUGAUAACAUGCUCUGCCAAGUCCCCUCAAGAAACACCAGUUGUGUUAUUUGUGGUGGAGUGGGAUCAAUGUGUUGCUCUGAUUGUAAGGGAACAGGCUUUCGUGCCAAGUGGUUAGGAGAGCCUCCUAUUUCCAAGUAGCAGUAUUGCUUCUCAGUGGGUGAAAAGCUCCAUCAAGGCUCCAUUCAUUUUCUGGUAUCUUCUCUAGUUCAUUUCAGUAUUUUGUUGUCCAAUUAUUGAUAUUUGUAGCUUCUUUUACUCCAUACUACAAAUUACACCCUUGUUGUUACUUUGUCUAUUUAUCAACCCACUUAGCGUUAUCACAAAAAAAUUAGCCUGUAUCAUAUUCAUAUCAAUUCUUAAAAUAUUAAAGUGCAUUCUUUUUAUGAAAAAAUUAUGAAUAUUACCUUUCUCA
Messenger RNA from Alnus glutinosa, 863 nucleotides. RefSeq lists its product as uncharacterized. The transcript has 3 exons. The record is from RefSeq and is a predicted model, not a curated record. Lineage: Eukaryota; Viridiplantae; Streptophyta; Magnoliopsida; Fagales; Betulaceae. The coding region runs from base 131 to 589 and encodes 152 amino acids.